AUGAUCGCCGCCGCCGAGAAGGAGGUCCUCGGCUUCCGCCUCGAGAACGAGAACAUGAGGGGCGCCCUCACCGCAAGAGGAUUCGCGGUACCUCCUGAAGGCGCAAAGGGCGAGAGCGUCGUCGUCAGCGAAGUGCGGAUCUGCGGGUCGCAGGAGCCCGUGGCGGUGCCGGAAGAAGUGUCGAUGGCGCCGGCGGUGGUCCAGCAGCAACAGCAGCAGCAGCAAUUACCUGCCGCCCCGGCACAACGACAACUUUCCCAGCAGUCAGAGGACCAACAAGCACAGUACUCGGCGGCUGCUCCCCCGGGCGAAGAAUCCCAGGUGGUGGCAUAUCAACCUCAGACGCUGGACUACGACCCGUACCCGCCGGUCGACCUCUUUGCGGACGUCAACAUGGGCGAGGUCACAGUCACGAUGCGCAAGGACGACGCCCUCGGCACGCCGUGCUUCCAGAUCUCGUCGCCGUCGGCCGCGAUCACAUAUACCCAGUCCCAGCCGCCGUCAGCAGAUCAGCUGUCUGCGGAACAGGAGCUCAUUGCCAUCAACCUCAUUCUCGCCAUGGAACACAUCUGCUGGAACCACUUCCACCCCCGCCAAUUCCCAGCCCACGGCGACACCUGCAAGGCCGCCUCGGGCCACACAAUGAUGGCCUCGACCCUCUGCAUGUCCUCCGCCCCCGCCCGCGUCUACCGCACCAUCCGCCGCGGCGAGGCCUCCGCCGUCUCGCACACAUGGCAAGCCGACACCGGCGCGGGAUCCUCUCUAUCUCUGAAGUCCCUGCUGGCCCUCGCCAAGACGCUGAACCCGGGCGACAUCGAGCUCACACCCGUGCAGGCGUGGUUCGAGCUCGCGGCGCGGUACGGGGCCGCGGCGCUGAUGCGCGGAAACGUGAUUGAGGCGCUCAAGAGGGAGUUUAGCGGGGUGGUGGAUUGUAUUCACUUUGGGGCCAUCAUUGAGCGGGAUGCGUUUGAGAGUGUGGUGGCGAGGGUUAUGGAGCGGGUGGGCGUUCCGGAGCUGGAGUGGGAGAUGGAUGUUGACGAGGGGGCUGGUGUGCAUGCUGGGGGUAUGGUGUAUGGUGCGCAGCAGAUUACGGCUUGA
Molecule: messenger RNA, 1098 nt
Organism: Colletotrichum lupini
Lineage: Eukaryota; Fungi; Ascomycota; Sordariomycetes; Glomerellales; Glomerellaceae
Exons: 2
Coding region: 1-1098 (365 amino acids)
Source: RefSeq, a predicted model, not a curated record